AAGUCUUAUAAAUUCCUGCAAACCCUAGCGUCUCGUCUCGGCUGCUUACCAUUCACCAGUGAAGAGAGAGAGGGAGAGGGAGAGGGAGAGGAAGAGGAAGAGAUGACGACGAGGUUCAAGAAGAACAGGAAGAAGAGAGGGCACGUGAGCGCCGGCCAUGGCCGCAUCGGUAAGCACCGGAAGCAUCCCGGAGGUCGGGGAAACGCCGGUGGCAUGCACCACCACCGCAUUCUCUUCGACAAAUACCAUCCCGGUUACUUCGGAAAGGUGGGCAUGAGGUACUUCCAUAAGCUUCGCAACAAGUUCUACUGCCCUAUCGUCAACAUCGACAAGCUCUGGUCUCUGGUGCCCCAAGAAGUCAAGGACAAAGCUUCUCCAACUAACGCCCCUCUGGUCGAUGUGACUCAAUUCGGCUACUUCAAGGUCCUCGGGAAAGGGGUUUUGCCCUCUUCUCAGCCCAUCGUCGUAAAGGCCAAGCUCGUGUCGAAGACCGCGGAGAAGAAGAUCAAGGAGGCCGGCGGUGCCGUUGUUCUCACGGCCUAGACCCAAACUACCCUGUUUGUAUUUUUUGACCUACUUAAAUUUUGAUAGAGUUGUUGAGACUGAAAUGAAUGUAGUGAUUUCCGUUUAUGCUUGAUAUUGAAUGUUGCAUUUGCUUGAACUUCAUUAUGAUUAUGUUCAGAUCUAUUGUUUUAUCCUGAUGGGCGUGCCAUGGAAUUGAUUGGCGUUGUGGUGUUUUUAAUAGCAUUUGGAUGGUUUUCUGA
Malania oleifera is the source of this 764-nucleotide messenger RNA. RefSeq names its product large ribosomal subunit protein uL15x-like. NCBI's taxonomy places the organism in Eukaryota, Viridiplantae, Streptophyta, Magnoliopsida, Santalales, Ximeniaceae. The coding region runs from base 103 to 543 and encodes 146 amino acids. Gene Ontology annotation, cellular component: cytosolic large ribosomal subunit; ribosome. Gene Ontology annotation, molecular function: structural constituent of ribosome. The transcript has a single exon. Gene Ontology annotation, biological process: translation. The record is from RefSeq and is a predicted model, not a curated record.